AUCAGUGACAGCCUGUUUUUAUUUUUAGCUGCCGCUCAGCUCGCGUUGCAGGGGGGCGGGGAGGGAGGGAACGAGGCUGGCUCCCGGCGAGGCGGCAGGACGGGGACACCAGCAGAGAGGUUACCGCAGGCGAGCAGCAGUCAGCCAGGCUGCAGGCUGCCCCGAGGCAGGGAGCAGCGGCCUCUCGCUCCCCUAGCCAGAGGAUCUGCCUGGGGGGUCGCUCGGCUCCUCCGCGCGAGCCUCCUGCAGCGGCGGCACCGGCAAGGCUUUGCAAAUGGCCAGCCCUCGGCUAGAGCUGGAGGAAAUUCAGCCUCUGCGGCAGGACGCUGCCCGUCCUGAGCCAGCCUUCGCCGAGGCGCGGCACUGGAUCGAGCAAGUCACAGGCAGAAGUUUUGGUGACAAAGAUUUUCGGUCUGGAUUAGAAAAUGGUAUUCUGCUGUGUGAGUUGCUGAAUGCAAUAAAGCCUGGACUGGUAAAAAAGAUCAAUAGACUGUCGACCCCUAUUGCAGGGUUGGACAACACCAUCUUAUUCUUGAGAGGCUGCAAAGAGCUGGGGCUUAAAGAAUCUCAACUUUUUGACCCGGGUGACCUUCAGGACACAUCAAACAGAAUAGCAGUCAAGAACAUUGACAACAGUAGGAAGCUGAAAAAUGUACUAGUUACCAUUUAUUGGCUGGGGAAAGCAGCAAACAGAUGCACUUCAUACAGUGGAGCAACACUGAACCUGAAGGAGUUUGAAGGAUUGCUGGCACAGAUGAGAAAGGAAACUGAAGAUAUUGAGAGCCCCAAACGCAACAUUCGUGACAGUGGUUAUAUUGAUUGUUGGGACUCUGAACGCAGCGAUUCCCUUUCCCCCCCUCGCCACGGCAGAGAUGAUUCCUUUGACAGUCUGGAUUCAUUUGGUUCCCGCUCACAGCAGACACCGUCUCCAGAUGUAGUGCUCAGAGGAAGCAGCGAUGGGAGAGGGAGUGACUCUGAGUCUGACUUGCCACACCGAAAGAUGCCAGACGUGAAAAAAGAUGAUAUGUCUGCAAGGCGGACAUCGUAUGGCGAACCUAAAUCAGUUGUGCCUUUUAACCAGUAUCUCCCGAACAAGAGUAACCAGACUGCCUAUGUACCAGCUCCUCUUCGGAAAAAGAAAGCUGAACGAGAGGAGUACCGGAAGAGCUGGAGUACUGCUACUUCACCACUUGGAGGAGAGAAGCCUUUCAGAUUCGGCCCCAGAACUGCUGUGUCUGAUGACGCAGAGAGUGUGAGUAUGUUUGACAUGAGGUGUGAAGAUGAAGCUGUGAUGCAGCCUCACAGCAAGGCUCGCCAUGAAAAACUACAGCAUAUUCACAACCAACUGAAAGAGGAUGAGGAUAGAUGGCAAGAUGAUCUGGCACGGUGGAAAAGUCGGAGAAGAAGCGCUUCACAGGACCUAAUUAAAAAAGAAGCAGAGAGAAAGAAGAUGGAAAGGUUAUUGAGUGGCGGUGAUGGAACAAGUGAGCGAAGGAAAAGUAUCAAGACUUACAGAGAAAUUGUGGAGGAGAAAGAGAGAAGAGAAAAGGAGCUGCACGAAGCCUACAAGAAUGCCAGGUCACGUGAGGAAGCGGAGAGCAUUCUCCAACAAUACAUUGAAAGGUUCACCAUUAGCGAAGCUGUCCUUGAACGUUUGGAGAUGCCAAAAAUUCUGGAAAGAAGCCAUUCAGUGGAGCCAAAUUCAUCAUCACCACCGAAGGACCCAAAUCCUAUGAGAUACUUACGGCAACAAUCGCUGCCUCCUCCAAAAUACACUGCCACUAUUGAAGCAACCAUUGUUCCCAUCAGUGAAUCAGAAGCCACUCUUUCAACAGGCCAAACAUCUCCAAGCAAAUCUGUUGUCUCCAAGGCUGUGCCUAUGCUGACACCCAAGCCUUACACACAACCCAAAAACACGCAGCAGGUCUUGAAAACAUUUAAGGUAGAUGGAAAAGUCAGCAUGAAUGGCGAAACUUUCAAUGGACUUGAAGAGAAGGAUAAAGAAUGUACAACAGUGAUAUUUGCUCCUUUACUAAGAAGAUCUCCAAAGUUUGAAGGGGUGGCCAGAGCGGAUGGAUCCCCGGUGGAACUGAAGCAGGACACCACUAGCAUUGAGCUCAGUUUAAAGAGGCCUGCCACUCACACUGUGCACAGAGAGCUGACAGCCUCCUUCACUGAAGACAUUAAACCAGCCAACCAAAAAGAUGAAACUGAUUCUGGAAGGCCAGAAAUGAUGAAUUCGGGGUUUGCUUCACCAGCUGCAGAACAGAAACAAUUCAAGACAACUGUUACUUGUGCCCGCCCUGCUGUGCCCAGCAUGGAGUUCUCUCCUAGCACCCAUUCUGAAGAAGCAGCUUCAAAAGAUAAAGAUCUGAAGAAACCCGAGACAGAACAACAGAAGGAAGCAGCGGUCCUAGUUACAGAGAAGGUAGUGAAGUCAAAGGCUCCAGAACAAGAAGGGAGUAUAUUAUUUCCAUUUUUGAAGAAAGUACCCGAGACCAGCCAAGUUAUUCUGCAGAACUCUGAUCAACAAGCGGAUUCUGAUAAUAGUGACAAGUCAAAUCGUUUCAGUUUCUGGUCCUGGGAUCCAGAAGAGGAACGAAAGCGACAGGAAAGAUGGCAGCAUGAACAGGAACGCUUGCUUCAGGAGAGGUACCAGAAGAAGCAGAACAAGCUGAAAGAAGAAUGGGAAAAAGCACAGAAAGAAGUUGAAGAGGAGGAGCGUAGAUACUAUGAGGAGGAGCGCAAGAUAAUUGAGGAUACUGUAGUUCCGUUCACUGUUUCUUCAAGCUCUGCUGAUCCCCUCUCCACUUCUUCCUCUGUCACUGAAGGAAAUGAGACAAUGAAUAUGAUGGAACUGAGCAACUCUCAAGAGGAAGGGAAACAAAAGGAAAUUAAAAGACAGGAGAAAUUACCCUGGGAGCAGGAGGGUGCAUCAUUAGCCAAAAACAAGAAAAGUGAACCAUGCCUGGAAAAGAAAAGCAGUGUAAAUAAAGUGCCCACAGAACAUCCAGAGACUAUUCUUCAGAGAGAAAGUGAGCAGGAUCACCAGGUGUCAGUGAAGGAGCACAGCUCACCAGUCAUACUGAAUCUACCAUUGACUCAGGUAUUCAGUUUACCCCACUCUGUAACUUCAGAUGUGUUGUGGAGUCAGCAGUUGUUAACGAAACAGUCACCACACAUUUCAGAAGAAGUUAGACAGAAAACAUCUCUGGAUCAGAGCAUAGGCCAGCAGGAUAAUUCCCCAGGCGAAAGGAGAAGGACAUGCUAUCAUGAGAAUUUCAGGCCUGGGCUGUCAUCUCCAUGUUCUCCUACACCUCAAAACCACUCACCCAACAGGUCUGUCAGUGGAAAGAAACUAUGUUCUACCUGUCGGCUUCCUCUUGGAAAAGGAGCUGCCAUGAUUAUUGAAACACUCGGUCUAUAUUUUCACAUUCAUUGCUUCAGGUGUGGAAUUUGCAAGGGACAGCUUGGAGAUGCAGCAAGUGGAACUGAUGUCAGGAUUAGAAAUGGUCUUCUCAACUGCAAUGAUUGUUACAUCAGAUCCAGAACUGCUGGGCAGCCAACAACGUUGUGACAGGAAUUUCAGUCCUAAAAACUUGCCGCAAGAAGGAGCUUCCCCAUCAUGUCCCUGGGGCUGCUUCCAGACAAUCACUUGUAAGCGCUCGUAUCCAUGGACUUCAUAGCUCCCAUCUCAUUUUGUAAUGCUCAUAUAAAAGGCUGCAUCUGCUACUUUAAAGCGCAGUAUGAUUUUUCCCUUUCUUAAUGAAUUUGCAUAAUGUGUAUGAAGAACAUUUGGUAAUUCAUAUCUGAAAUAUUAAAAAAGAGGUUUUCCAUAUUUUUAGAUAUGUUUAUGAUUUAAAAUCUGUUAUUUUGGUCUUCUCAAAGUCAGAAAAGAUUCAAUAAAUCUGUUUUGUUUUAAUACUUCUAGGAAUUAAAAAAUUAAGUUUACAGAACGUUUAUGGAAGUUCUAGAAUGUGUCAAUUCGAGAUAGCAUCAAAUUAGUGCAUUUGCAAAACUAAACAUCACAAGUGACUUUUCUGUUAUUACUGAAACUAUAACUUUUUUACACAAAGACACUAGUUUAAUAAUGCAUACUGUAAUUCUGAAACAUUUUGUUUUAUAUUACCUUCAGUGGAGGGUAGGAGUUAUACAAAUAAAUUAUUGCACCUUUAGCAUUAGGAUUUUUUUUUUCAGUGUGUGUAUACAUCAAGUAAUGUUCAACACUAUAGUUUAAUAGAAAUCAAAUAAAGAUUUCUUCAUUAACCUUGAAAGAGUGUAUGCCAUUAGCAAUUGCAAAGAUCCCCACUAGGAUAAUAAAGAGGAAAUCUUUUCUUAACAUGUACAGAAUUAUACAGUACUACCAAAUUCUUGGGGGGCUGACGUGGAUGAAGCUGAAUCUACCAGAGGUGGGUUGGUGGUUGUUGGUACAGCUAAACAGAUCUACUGGCUUGUAAUUUUCUCAUGGCCAGUAGAGUUGUUACAAAUGAAUUAGCAGAUCUUAUGAAUCUGAUACCUUAAUGAGAUUCUAUAUAGUAGAAAUACAUUUACAAACCAGAAAGGUUGAUUUGGGUCCCAUAAAGGGUCAAUAUAAUUAGAAUGUGUCAGACUAUAAACAGCUGUGAUUCAGUGCAGUACAUCAGUGGUCCUGAACCUGUGUUCCUUGUACAUACAACUCUCAUUGCAGUCAGUGGGAUUUGUGAGUGUAUAAAGAAUGAAGGAUGAGGUCCAAUCUGUAACACUUUACAAAAAAACCCAACAAAACUAUUAAGCGCAUUUGGGUCAGUUGCACUCUGUGCAUUGUCAUAAAUAUAUUCUACCAUUAGUGCAUACCAGUAGCUCCCUGAAAUAGAAACUGAAGCUGUGAGUGUAUAGAUCAAGAAUAUACCCUAAAAUUUAGCUCACACAUUACAGUUGUAAAAUAUUACAGUACUGAUUUCUAACUGUACUACAUGGUGAAUUUCAGCAGGCUGAUAAAGAGAAGUUAUUCAAAAGCAUCACACUUAGCAGCUUAAGAUGCGAUUUAAAAUGAGGAAAAAAUCUAUUUAUUCUGCCUUAAAACCAUGAUCAACUAAAUUAAGAGAUUCCUUAUUGUAUGUGACAGAAUAUGUACACAUCCAUUGUCUUUUGAUGUGUUGGUAAAAGGAAAUAAAGUGGAUAUUAGGUAAGCAAUAAUUUUUUUCUAAGUGUUUAUAUUGAUAGCAUCUAUUUAUUUAAAAUGCUAGACAAUUAUUUGCAUGCAAGUUGCGUGCUCAUGCAGAAAUACUUUGUCACUGAAAACAUUUGUACAAUGUUGUAAUUUUAAGACAUUGUUGCUGUCUAAUAGAAAGUUGCACAUUAUUUCAUUAAAACUGUGCCUUAGAAAAUGCGAAGUUGUUGCACAUAGUGGUGACUUAUGGAUGCAAUAAAUCCCAAGAGUAAAGCUCACAGGACUUCACAUGGAGGUUAUUUUAUUUUUAAAAAACCCUACAAAAAUAAUAAAAAAGAAACUUUUGGAUAUAUAGAGCAACAUCCAAUGUUUUGAUUAACCAUUUGCAUGAUUUACUGUUAAAUGUUUUGAUAACCUUGAUGUUUACAUGUUUACACUUUGCAUGUUGUCAUCAUACUACUUUAUUGCAAAUAAUGCACAAUAUGAAAAUUCAAAAUACAGAUUUUUAUAAAGUACUUUUUACAGCUAUCUAACUCCAACUGUUACACUAAGGGUAAGUGAAUAUAUUAUAUUCUGGGCCUAAUUUUCAAAACAUGACUUCCAUUUUUGCAUGAUUGAGUGUGAACAUUAGAUAUUAGUCAUUAACACUUAUGCACACAGGUGAUAAGAUUUAGAUGUAUAAAUCAGUCACCUGAGUGUACAAGUGAAGUCAGUGGUAAACUCCCAGUGAUUUUAGCAGAAGCAUGACUGGAGCCAAAAUGCAUGUGCAAGUUGGAGUUUUUAUGUGCAGAGUUGCAAACGCACAAAUGGAUCUCUGAUUGAAGCCUCUUGAAAAUGUAGCCCUCCUUUCUCUCAUUUUUUCAUAUAUACAUAUUUUAGUGUGGCUAAUUGUAUAUGUACCAAAACUAAUGUAAAGCAAAACAAAGCAGCAUUCUUAGACCACACAGUGUUUUUCCAUAAUGAACAACUGGUCACCAGCACAGAACAUUUUCUAAAUGCUAAUUGCCAAUGGUUUGUUUAUAUUUGAUUUAUUUUUUCAUUUGGAGACUGUCACAUGGCAGUUCAAGCUGGCUAAGGCCUAGCUUUUUCCAAUUCAAACCUAAGUUUGAAAUAUUUUUCUUCUUUUUUUUUCUUUUUCUGUUUUUUUUAUUUUUGUUUGUGGUUGCAGGAAAAAUGAUGCUUUACCUACAUUGAGCUACCACGUAAAUGUGUUUGUUUUACAGUGAUGUAUUGUUGCUGAGCAAGUACAAUGUAAUGUUUUUUAGCUCUUGCAAAAGCUUAUUUACCAUCUUGUUACAUCAGAGAACAUUGAUAACUGUCAUAGCCAUUUUAUGUAUUUUGCUACCAAACUUUCAUCGUGGUUUUCCUUACUCCUGCUCUGUAGUGUUAUUGAUGGAAUACAUACUAUAGCUAGCUAUACAUGACAUAAUGGUUGGUGAGCUAGAAGGGAUCCACCUUAUAUGCAAACCCAAUCAAGGACAAGAAUUACUGUCCUAGUUGGGCUAAUGUUCCAUACAGUUACACUAAUCUUCACUUACAAUAUUUAUUCUAAAAUGCCUCUGGAAAAUAGGGGGAAAUUUGUCUACGAUGCAACAGCUUUUAUAGUUAAUGUAUGUUUAUAAAUAAAAUGUUGAAUAAAUUGGGUGCAGUGUU
Mauremys mutica (yellowpond turtle) is the source of this 6802-nucleotide messenger RNA. It is a transcript of the gene LIMCH1, whose product is annotated as LIM and calponin homology domains 1. NCBI's taxonomy places the organism in Eukaryota, Metazoa, Chordata, Testudines, Geoemydidae. Gene Ontology annotation, biological process: actomyosin structure organization; positive regulation of stress fiber assembly; regulation of focal adhesion assembly. The record is from RefSeq and is a predicted model, not a curated record. Gene Ontology annotation, cellular component: stress fiber. Gene Ontology annotation, molecular function: myosin II head/neck binding; actin binding. The coding region runs from base 275 to 3577 and encodes 1100 amino acids. The transcript has 27 exons.